AUGACCCACAAACCCUCGAAACCAUCCAAGUGCCCGGUUUCCGUGAACUACCACUUCACGCGACGGUGCAACAAAGCCUGCGGCUUCUGUUUUCACACCGCAUCUUCCUCACACAUCGAGUCCCUCGCAAACAUGAAGCAGGCUCUCACCCUCCUCAAAGAUGCAGGCAUGCGGAAGAUCAACUUCGCCGGCGGCGAGCCGUUCCUCUACCCGGAGAAACUAGGCCAGAUAGCCGACUACCGCAAGGAGACCUUGCGCCUGGAAUCCAGCUCCAUCGUCACCAACGGGAGCAAAGUGACGGAGCGGUUCCUCGCCCGACACAGAUGCAACAUCGACAUCCUGGCCGUCUCGUGCGACUCGUUCAACGAGUUGGUCAACGUUGCCAUCGGCCGCGGCUCCGGCAACCAGGUCACCAAGCUCUACGAGGUCCGGAACCUCUGCCGGGCGUACGGGAUCAAGUUCAAAAUCAACACCGUGGUCUGCCAUCUCAACUUCGAUGAGGACAUGAACCGGUUCAUCGAGGAGCUGCAGCCGUUCCGCUGGAAGUGCUUCCAGGUUCUGCUCGUUCCGGGGGAGAAUGAUUCGGAACGAAGGCUUCGCGAUGCCCGCAGGUUCCUAAUCCGGGACGAGGAGUUUGUUCAUUUCUGUGAUGUUCGCCGCCGACAGAGGGCAUUUGUACCGGAGUCGAAUGCGCUUAUGGCGAAGUCAUAUUUGAUCCUGGAUGAGCAUUUGCACUUUUUGGAUCGAGAUGGUCGUGAGCCGUCACCUUCGAUACUGGAAGUUGGGGUUCAGAGGGCACUUGAGAGUGUCUAUUGGGAUGAGAAGAGCUUCAUUUCGAGAGGUGGGAUGUACGAUUGGUCGAGGGAUCAACAGUCAUGUUCGGGAACCCACAGGGAUUUAGACUGGUAG
Aspergillus brunneoviolaceus CBS 621.78 is the source of this 909-nucleotide messenger RNA. RefSeq names its product radical SAM enzyme. NCBI's taxonomy places the organism in Eukaryota, Fungi, Ascomycota, Eurotiomycetes, Eurotiales, Aspergillaceae. The transcript has a single exon. The record is from RefSeq and is a predicted model, not a curated record. Gene Ontology annotation, molecular function: catalytic activity; 4 iron, 4 sulfur cluster binding. Bases 1 to 909 code for a protein of 302 amino acids.